Molecule: messenger RNA, 3018 nt
Organism: Leptidea sinapis
Lineage: Eukaryota; Metazoa; Arthropoda; Insecta; Lepidoptera; Pieridae
Product: bumetanide-sensitive sodium-(potassium)-chloride cotransporter-like
Exons: 19
Coding region: 79-2949 (956 amino acids)
Biological process (GO): sodium ion homeostasis; potassium ion homeostasis; chloride transmembrane transport
Cellular component (GO): membrane
Molecular function (GO): sodium:potassium:chloride symporter activity
Source: RefSeq, a predicted model, not a curated record
GAAUAAUAUCAAAACUUUGUUAUUCACUCUUUUCAACAUAGAAAUACUUUAACAUUAUCAAAAUUAUUAUGAUAAUUGAUGGAAAACAUGAUAUUUCUUACAAUGGUUACCUUAAAUAUACCGAAAGAUUACAAAGAUAAUCGGAACAAAGAUGAAGUCGUAAACAAUUCUGCCCUCCCUGGAAGUGCCACAAUAGAUCAUGAGGAUAAAGAAGACGACAAACUAAACAAACCAACACCAGAAUUAAGAACAUAUAAUAUUAAAUUGGGAUGGAUACAGGGUGUCUUGAUACCAUGUUUACUAAACAUCUGGGGCGUGAUGUUGUUUCUCCGAAUCGCGUGGAUCGUGGGUCAGGCCGGUAUUGGCACCACCAUUGCGAUCAUCUUCCUCUCUGGAGUCGUUUGUGUUAUUACUGCGCUCUCACUCAGCGCUAUUUGCACUAAUGGAGUAUUGCAAGGAGGAGGAGUGUAUUAUAUAGUGUCAAGGUCAUUGGGUGCUGAGUUAGGCGCAUCUGUCGGCAUCAUCUUCGCUUUCGCCAACUCUGUGGCAGCCAGUAUGAACACGAUCGGAUUCUGCGAGAGUCUAAACGCAUUGCUGAAGUCUAACGGUCUGAAAAUCAUCGACAAUGACGUAAACGACGUCAGGAUUGUCGGAGCUGUUGCUCUAUUGGUUAUGUGUGUGAUUUGUGCAAUUGGUAUGGAUUGGGAAACAAAAACACAGAACAUACUCAUAAUAAUUAUCGUGGUAGCCAUAUUUAAUUAUAUCAUCGGAGUUUUUGUUGGACCAUUAAAUGACACUGCUAAAGCGCAAGGUUUUGUGGGAAUAAGUUUGGAAAAUGCAAAGAAGAAUUUCGGGACCGACUUCAGAUACGACGAGAACCAAUAUCAUGACUUCUUCUCUGUGUUCGCCAUGUACUUCCCAGCAGUGACGGGAGUACAGGCCGGGGCUAACAUAUGUGGAGAUUUAAAGGAUCCAGCAACAGCAAUACCUAAAGGCACUCUGUUAGCGUUGGGUAUAUCGAUGACCAGUUACUUGGUCAUGGCAGUGCUGUGUGGCAUGGCAGCUUUGAGAGACGCCAGUGGCAGCGCGGCAGAUUUAGUUACGGGAAACUUACACGCGUGCAAACCCAACUGUCCCUAUGGAUUACAUAAUGACUACGCGAUCAUGCAGUUAAUGUCAUUGUCGAGCGUGGUAAUCUACGCGGGAUGUUGGGCUGCAACGCUGUCCACUGCACUGACCAAUUUGCUCUCCGUGCCGCGCCUCGUUCAGGCGCUGGGCAUCGACCGAAUCUAUCCUGGACUAAUCUUCUUCUCCAAGCCUUACGGCAAACACGGCGAGCCGUACCGGGGAUAUGUCCUCACCUUUAUCGUGUCUCUACUCUUCCUGUUAAUUGCUGACUUGAAUGCAAUAGCACCACUCAUCACCAACUUCUACCUGGCUUCGUAUGCGCUCAUUAAUUUUUGCACAUUCCAUGCAGCUUUUGUGAUGGCGAUUAAUUGGAGACCAUCUUUUCGGUACUACAAUAUAUGGCUGUCGUUGCUUGGGUUCCUGAUGUGUGCUGCCAUCAUGAUAGUGAUCAGCUGGAUCACUGCGUUAACCACCAUCAUCAUUUUUGUCACUCUGUACCUGUUGGUGCUUUAUAGAAAACCAGAGGUAAACUGGGGCAGCAGCACUGAAGCUCAGCGCUACAACGAGACGGUGUCAGCGUUGGUGCAGAUGUCGCAUCAGACGGGGAACAUUAAGUCUUACAACCCUCAACUGCUAGUGCUGGCUGGUCGAGCCUAUCUGCGUCCAGCACUCCUCGAUAUUGCCCACCUCGUCACCAAAAAUGGAUCGUUUAUGAUCGUUGCCGAGAUUAUUGAGAACUCCCUGUCGUAUUCAGAACGACUGGAAUGUCUACAACGCGGUGAAGGAUGGCUACAAUCUCGGAAACACCGCGGGUUCUUCGUUGUUAUCGACGGCUUUUCUUUCGAAGAUGGGCUCAGAGCCGCUAUUGAGACAGCUGGUCUUGGCCGCCUAUCUCCGAAUAUUGUCCUCAUUGGUUACAAGAACCACUGGGCAAAGGCGCCGCUAAAUAAGCUGAAAGAGUAUGUGAGGAUGAUACAAAUCGCAUUCGAGUAUCAGUUAGCUGUGACAAUAUUCCGAGUUUCCGACACAUCGACACGGAGGAACCAGCUGCAAGUGAAGGAGUCCGUGACAGAGAACACGGUGGAACUUCGCAUCCAGUCAGAGUUGCGCGCCAUCAUGAACUCUGACUCCGACAUUGAAACAUCUUCUGAUGAAGCUACGGAUUCACCUUUAACAUCACCAUCUCAUGAAACUCCUCCAGAUAAGGAACAGUCGGAGCAGACUAAACUAUCUCCUAAAAUAUGUGAACAGAAAUCUGGUAUAUUUAAGCCAUUGGAAUUUUUCGGAGAAAAUUUGGACGCCUGGUGGUUAUACGAUGACGGAGGUCUAAAUGUCUUGCUCUCUUAUAUCAUUGCGAUUCGGGGCUUCAGGACAAAGUUGCCUCUUAGAAUAUUUGCUCUCAGUCGAGCGAGCCACGGACUCGACGAAGCCCAGACUCGGAUGGCGGAAAUUCUGCAGAAGUUCCGAAUAGAAUACACUUCCCUGAUGAUGAUUAGAGGCCUCAAUGUGCCGCCACGGGAAGAAACUCAACUAUUUUUCAGUACUUUGAUACAGGACUUAAGAACCGACUCGGAAAGUGAUACACUGAUACAAGACUCGGAACUAAUCAGCCUGAACGUCAAAACUCAACGGUAUCUACGACUGCGCGAGUUGUUGCUGGAGCAUUCUUCCACAUCGUCCAUGAUUGUGGUGACCCUGCCAAUGCCCAGACAGUUUGUAUCAGCUGCGAUGUACAUGGCUUGGCUUGAGAUAUUGAGCAGGGAUUUGCCUCCGACGUUGUUUGUUCGCGGCAACGACGUCUCUGUUAUUAGUGCCUCUUAGAUGCCCAAAUGAAACAAAAACCAUCAAUGUAAUAAUCUUAAUAUAUAAUAUAAAUCCAGUCACCCAGUG